Molecule: messenger RNA, 258 nt
Organism: Rattus norvegicus (Norway rat)
Lineage: Eukaryota; Metazoa; Chordata; Mammalia; Rodentia; Muridae
Source: RefSeq, a predicted model, not a curated record
AUGAAGCAGAUUAAGAGCUUAGAAGCUUUUCAGGAGGCCUUGGACGCUUCAGGAGAUGACUCUACAGUGUUGGACUUCCCAGGCCCGUGCUGUGGACCUUGCAGAAUGACCAGGUUCCUUUCAUCCCUCUCUGAACUGUAUUCCAAUGUGCUGUUCCUUGAUGUGGAUGCGGACGACUGCUGGGACAUUGCUGCAAACUGUGGGGCCAAAUGCAUGCUAAUCUUCAACGUCUCAGAAAAGGGGUCAAAAGCUGGGUGA